UCUGUCCCUGCAGGUCGUGAUGGCGCCCCACGAGCCCGCGGUGGUCUUUGUGGACAACUACAUCAAACUCCUCUCUGACUGCGCCACUGACACGUUCCAGAAGGUUCUGGAGAUGAAGGGUCUCAAGCGAAGUGAGCAAAGUAGCAUGUUGGACUUAUUCCGUCAGCGGCUCCCGGCUCUUCCCUCGGGCGCCGAAACCGGCAGCUGCGUCUCCCUGGUGGCCCCCACGCCCGAGCAGGAGUCUUCCCGUAUCCGCAAACUGGAAAAACUGAUCAAGAAGAGACUCUAGCCGUUAUCCAGCUGCCAUCUUCUUCUCCAGCUGUUUGAAGGCAUCGUGGUCCAAACGUAAUCGUUGGUUGCAGGUUGCGUUCCUCCCCCAUCGAGGGCCUUCUGGGUAGCAGAAAUCAGACACCAGCUGUCUCUGGCAGGUCUCCCCGAUGAAUUUGAGCAUGCCCCAAAUCGCAGGACAGUCCUAAUUUUUGGCAGGAAGUUGAUAUUUUCCAAGGACUUUAUCUCAAAAAUGAGAUCCCUGGAAUUUUUGCAAGGGUUAAUUUUAUAUUUAAGGGGUAGCCCUGUAAGAUGGCUGAUCUCUGUCUCUGUGCAUGUUGGAAUUUCCUUUUGCAGUGUUCCAAAUGCAAAAAAAUUUUUCCCCCAGGGACAGAGGGUUCCUCCUUCAUCGUAGAUUCCCUCACUCUUUCUUCUUUCCAUGGGUAUUUUUUCUCCGAGCUGUUUUCCGACGUAGCACUGUGAUGGUUUUAUCGGCUUCAUUACAUAAAGCACUGUUUCCCAACCUCAGUAACUUUCAAUUAUGUGGACUUCCAACUCCCAGCUGGCUGGAGAAUU
Pseudonaja textilis is the source of this 843-nucleotide messenger RNA. Lineage: Eukaryota; Metazoa; Chordata; Lepidosauria; Squamata; Elapidae. The record is from RefSeq and is a predicted model, not a curated record.